This is a messenger RNA of Lachancea meyersii CBS 8951, 1020 nucleotides long. NCBI's taxonomy places the organism in Eukaryota, Fungi, Ascomycota, Saccharomycetes, Saccharomycetales, Saccharomycetaceae. The record is from the annotation of a GenBank genome assembly.
AUGCUUCCUCGUAUUCACACUCUUUUACAACAGCGGGACGCAGUUUACCAACGAUCGAUGUCGGAGCCCUGCUCGCCAUCGUUGCGUCCCCUGCCACCGAUCAAGUCAGGCUCAUUCACAAGCAACGCUCGUGGCAUAAUCACACUCCCACCUCUGCAAUUGACCCCAUUACAGCCAGCAACUCAGGUGCCAGCCACGCCCAGAAGCAGCGUGAAAAGAACCAAGUCGUGCUACGCAGCACUCGAAAAUUCACCAGCUCCACAGCGUGUGGCAACGCCCAGCUCGCUGGCGAAGACUCCGCAACCAGAUUCUCAAAAGGCGUUUGCCUUCAUCUCGCAUUCCCAGGAAACGUUUCCAUCCAAGGAACCGGCCAUCGACAAUGCGCCGUUAGCAAGACGCAAGAGACGCAGGACGUCCAAGCACGAGCUCGGCAUUCUACAAUCCGAGUUCGAACGGUGUCCCACCCCAGACAAGCAAAAAAGGCUCUACUUAUCGGAGGUGUGCUCCAUGUCAGAAAAAGCGAUCCAGAUCUGGUUCCAAAACAAGCGCCAAAGCGUUAAGAGACACCAAAAGAUCGGAUCUUACGUGGAGGGCAGUGGCCACACGACAGAAGGCGACGACUCUGCUGAAUCUCACUCUCCAAUCGUCGCUAACUCUUUGACGCCCGUAAGUGUCAAGCGUUCCACGCCGUGUGCCCUAUGGAAUCCCAAAACUCCACCUCUUGCGAUUUUGGACACUGGCAGUAUCGCACUGGAUACAGUGGCGCCGACUUCUGAUAUCACGCCGACAAAACAGUCUGGUUACAACACUCAUCAAUCGAAGCGCGGACAGGCGCUGACGUUUCGCUUGAAAACUGACAAUAAGACAUUGACUCCCAUCAAGACGUCGCCCAACAACCGAGUGAACAAGCUAAUCAAUGGCGACUCCAAGCUGUCGCCCACACGCCAGACCAAAGGAGCUUCCCACCGACUUGAUACUGCUCCACUGCGGAGCUUGGACAUAAACGCGAUCAGACAUUGA